This is a messenger RNA of Parasteatoda tepidariorum (common house spider), 882 nucleotides long. Lineage: Eukaryota; Metazoa; Arthropoda; Arachnida; Araneae; Theridiidae. The record is from RefSeq and is a predicted model, not a curated record.
AUGCAUUGCACCAUCACAUUAUUUGAUGCAAAUGAUGAAUCUCUUCAUACUCAUAUGUUAUCUUUUACUUGUCUGAAAGAAUGUAUGUGCUUCAAUAUGCUUCCGAAAUUUCUAUAUUCUCCUUCCUUAAACUUUCCAUUAUUUAUCAGGUGUUUUAUAGUAGUUGAGAACACUAAUAAAGAGACAUUGUCAGCUCAAAAUUUUGUUCAAAAAGUAACGGAGGUCAAAGAUGUAGCUCUGGAUCAAUGCAUUAAUGCGGAAAUAGUGCCCGUUCAGAAUUCUUCUAGAGAAUUAGUAACAGAAACUAGGAGUGAUGACAAUACCCCUUUAGAGUGUUUGCAAGAACUGUCUGUAAAUUUGAAGAAUCUUUUAGAUCAAGCCGUUGGUACUGAUAUUACAAUUCACGUGGAUGGUGUCAGCAUGAAGGCACACAAAAUGAUUCUAAGAGCGAGAUCGCCAGUUUUCGAAAAAAUGUUCGGCCACGACACAAGCGAAGCUGUCCAAAAUGAAAUCGAUAUUAAAGACAUACGUGCUCCCAUGAUGAAGGAAUUCCUCACAUUUCUGUAUACUGGCGCAAUAGAAAAUCACGAUUUUGACGAUGCUUGCGACCUUUACUAUGCUGCUGAUAAAUAUGAAGUGCUGUCCCUUCGGAAUGCGUGUAAGAAAGAUUUGUUACGCCAUCUUCAAGUGGACAAUGCUUGCCAGCUACUGAGUUUGGCGACAAACCAUGGUGAGGAAUCUUUAAAGAAAGAAAUAUUGGAGUUCAUAAAGAACAAUUUUAAGGCAAUUGUACUAACGAAAUCAUUUGAAGAGUUAGCUAAGUAUGAUGCGAAUCUUGUUGUGUUAUUAAUGCGUAACCAUAUGCUGUAUAAGUCGGAAUAG